Messenger RNA from Carassius carassius (crucian carp), 1224 nucleotides. Its product is annotated as ankyrin repeat domain-containing protein 65-like. The record is from RefSeq and is a predicted model, not a curated record. Lineage: Eukaryota; Metazoa; Chordata; Actinopteri; Cypriniformes; Cyprinidae. Gene Ontology annotation, molecular function: protein binding.
AUGGCUCCUCCCACCAUCGACAUCACCAUGGGCUGCUAUCCUGGCUGGCCUCUGGAUUUCAUUUUUUUUUUUUUACUGACUGGGCCAUUUUUUUCUUCCAGGGACCCAUAUGGUUGGACAACUGUCCACCAUGUCUCUUUCAAGGGUCAUCUCAUGCUGAUCAAGUUCCUGAUGCAAACCAGCCAGGUUGAGGUAAAUAGACAGGAUUUCUUCAACUGCACUCCCCUGCACCGCUCCUGCAGUGAAGGAGACCCUGAGACCACAGACUUUCUCCUCCAGACGGGGACAUCACAUUCAGUGAGGUCCUGCUCCGGCCAGACACCCCUUCACCUGGCUGCAGCCAGCGGACACCUGGGCACUGCCCGAAUUCUGCUCCAGCACUUGGCCUCACCGAACCCCCAGGACUUUCAUAAGUGGACACCCCUGCACUGGGCAGUUUUUGGAGGCUGGGGCGAUGUGACGGAGCUCCUGGUAGAUAAUGGAGCAGAUGUGGAGGGAGGAAAGGGGGUGGGCAUGAGCCCCCUACAGCUGGCAGUGUUGGUGGGGAAUGAGGCGGGCGUAAGCCAACGAGGUGCAGAUGCCAAUAUGAGGGGUCCUAACAGCCGCACAGCCAUGCACCUUUGUGCCUGCUCUGGAGACAAGAAGAUGAUUGACGGAAUAAUCCUCCAGCACCUGUUAGCAGGAGGGGCUAAGGUUGAUGUCAGGGAUGGAGAUGUGGCAUCUCUGCUGCAUCUGGCUGCCCGCAGUGGCUUCAGGGCUGUGGUGCACUUGUUGAUUCUGAAUGGAGCAGGACUUGAGGACAGGGACAACCUCAAAAUGACACCACUGCACUACUCAACACUCAGGGACAAUGUUGAGGCUGCCGAACUGUUGCUGCACUAUGGAGCAGAUGUGAAUGCUGUGGAGAGGCUCGGACAGACACCUUUGCACUUGGCCUCUGAGAGGGGUCACUGCAAGGUCCUUAAGGUUCUGCUAGACAACGGGGCUGAUCCCAGGAGCAGCUGGAGAGAUACAGCAGAGGACGUUGCAAGGGCACACAAUCAGCUAGAUGUAGUCCUGCUCCUUCAGCAACACCUGGCGGUCAGGAUGAGAGAUAAAGGUCAGGACAGUGUGGAGUAGGGCUGUCCACAUGGCUGAAAAACUAAAUUGGAAUUUUUAACUUAUAUAUUAUCAAAAUUUGAAUUAUAUUCGAAUUUAAAAUGCAUAAUUUCAGUUAGGGUAAAG